Molecule: messenger RNA, 835 nt
Organism: Vigna umbellata (rice bean)
Lineage: Eukaryota; Viridiplantae; Streptophyta; Magnoliopsida; Fabales; Fabaceae
Product: protein yippee-like At5g53940
Source: RefSeq, a predicted model, not a curated record
AUCUUAGUUGAAUUUUUCAUUCUACCAGUAACUCAGUACCACGUGACCGUUUUCCUCUCUCUCUCUCCUGCUAGAAUCCUUCACAUGUCUCUUUGUCUUCAUAGUUCAUACGAAUUGUCACUUGUAUAUUGUCGUUUUUUUUACCUUGGUAAGCGAAUGUUGAAAAAUAGUGAGUGGUGGUGACAUCAAAGGCUGUCUUUCAAAACCGAAGAAAAUGGGAAGAAUCUUCACGGUGGAGCUGGAGGGCAGGUCCUACGGUUGCAAGUCCUGCAAAACCCACCUAGCACUUGCUGAUGAUCUCAUCUCUCGGGCAUUUUAUUGCCAGCGGGGAAAAGCAUAUCUUUUCAAUAACGUUGUGAACUUCACGAUUGGAGUGCUAGAGGAAAGGAUGAUGCUUUCUGGACUGCAUACUGUGGCAGAUAUCUUUUGUUGUUGCUGUGGUCAAAUUGUUGGCUGGAAAUAUUUGCAAUUUUCUAUCAGGAGUCUGCACAUGAGAGAAGCCAAAAGUAUAAAGAGGGGAAGUUUGUUCUUGAAAGCAGAGGAAGGAUUGUUGAUGAAAUUGAUUUCACCGCUGAAUUCCAUAUUGAGAGCUGCGUCAGCAUGAGUGAUGCUGAAGAUGCUUAAUCAUAUUAAAGUAUUCUGUACUUAUCAGAUCCUGUGAAAGGAAUGGGCAGUCUUUUAUGUAUGAAAAUAAUGUAGAACCAUGGAAAUGUUCAGAAUCAAAAUUUGUUAUGCAAUUUCGUAGUAAUAGUUUCCUAGUAAUAGUAGUUAAAAGAACUAGAAUUCUCAAUGGUAUUUCAUCUUUGUAAACAGAAAGAGAUGAAUCAGUUGUUUC